Penaeus monodon (black tiger shrimp) is the source of this 2065-nucleotide messenger RNA. Its product is annotated as zinc finger protein 184-like. Gene Ontology annotation, biological process: regulation of transcription by RNA polymerase II. NCBI's taxonomy places the organism in Eukaryota, Metazoa, Arthropoda, Malacostraca, Decapoda, Penaeidae. The record is from RefSeq and is a predicted model, not a curated record. Gene Ontology annotation, molecular function: RNA polymerase II transcription regulatory region sequence-specific DNA binding; DNA-binding transcription factor activity, RNA polymerase II-specific. Gene Ontology annotation, cellular component: nucleus.
CGUUAAUCCUCUGUAUGUAAACAAACGGUUGGCUCAUUCAGGCCCUGAUUCUCCUUCCACUACUGCGUUCUUCAGAAACGCAAAUGAAAGUUAAGAAGACAUAGGCCUUUUCACCAAAGUUCGAAAGGAGAGAAAUGAGAUGAUAGUAGGAUGGCGUCUGCAGACGUCAUCCGCGAAGCUGCUCUUUAUUUAGAGUACUUUCUGCAAGGGAUGUCAGAAUGUAAUGUUAUUGGCAGUUACACUGUGCAAUUCCUGGAAAUGAAAGGGUUCACUGAACGAAUCCAAACAUCUUUAGCUACUAAUCUAGUUCAGCUUAUAACAAACAUGAGGAAUCUGGUAGUGAAACUAGAUGAAUCACUUCUACCAGUCUGUGAUGUAGAGGUCCAAACAGAAAUGGUUUCUCAAUGUUCAAUUUGUAAUUGUCCUGGGCUGUUGUCUGACCACCUUAAGACAGUUCCUUUACUAGGGAAAGAUAAACAUGUUGAUUCUCAAGAGAAGUCAUGUGAGGCAGCAGAACUUUCACAUUUUCUGAGUCCAACACCUCUGCUUCAUUUAAAGCAAGAAAUUCCUUGUGUCUCAGAUUCUGUAAGUGCAGGAUCAUCACAGUGUGAUCAGGAUGACAUGGAUGUGAAUAAUAUUUCUCUCAAAGAUAUAGAUUCUAAAGAGAUUGCAAAGAUGCAAGAUCCAAGAAUAGGGACUGAUUCUCAAUUAGACAAAUGUGUCCUGGCAACUCCACUACAGACAGCUUUAGAUGAAAAUAUGGACCUUGACUAUGCAAACUCUACUCAACUUGAAGAAGGCCAAGGCGAGAUUCUCUUGGAUCAUUUGGAAGGUUCAGAUGCCACACAUUCAGAUGGUCUGAUGUACUCUGUGUAUACCAUGAAUUCCUGUGGAGCACUCCAGUUAGUCAGUCGAGUUCUUAGCAAAAAUGCCUCUUCAAAAGAUUCUGUAGAAGAACCCGUAGAGCGAGCUAUGAUUGAGAUCAACAACACAAAAGAGGAAGACCACAGAUCCCCUGACCACCUGGAGUCCCUCACGCUGCAGGAGCAGGAGCAAGGCAACCAGGUCCACAUUGCAAAUGCCAGUCAAGAGGAAAUGGUAGUGGCUCCAGACAUCCCCAGUUUUGAAGGGAGGCCCUUACUGAAAUCUUCAUUGAAGUCUUUGAAUACUCCAAAAAUUCUUCAGGCAAAGACUCCAGCACAUGGCAGUGCUGGAGGUACAAUCCUCACAGAUAUUGUAAAGCUUGGACCAGAGGAUCUCAGUACAAGCACAUGGUGUGGGAUAUGUGAGAAGGAAUUCCCGUCUGCAGGAAGCCUAAAAGUUCACCUCUCACGUAUACACAGCCAGGUCAAGUGGUGUCAUACCUGCACAAAGACAAUCAGUUCUGAAGAGGAGAUGUGUGACCAUGUCCGUGAAUGCCAUGCAGAUUUACAGUUUGUUUGUGGUAUCUGUGGCCAAAGUUUAAGAACAAAUGCAGCAUUUCAGAGACAUAUGGACAUUCACAAAGGCUUACGUGGAAGUGCUUGUGAGAUUUGCGGUCAAACAUUUUCAAGAACAGAAUAUUGUAGAGAACACAAAAGAAUUCAUACAGGAGAAAAACCUUACAAAUGUGAAACUUGCAAGAAAAGUUUUAGUAGAUCCAGCAACUUGUAUACUCAUAUGAGAACACACAACACAGAAGCCCAGCGUCAUAUAUGUAAUGUAUGCUUUAAGUCAUUUGCUCGUGCAGAUAAACUAAAAGAUCACAUGAUCAGGCACUUACAGAUCAAGAGAUAUGCCUGUCGUUUAUGUCCCAAAGCUUAUAAUGAAAAACGGGAUCUGACAAAACACUUGGAAAAAGUACAUUCAAGUAAUGACAAUUUAGAUACAUGAUAGAGAAAGUAAUAGGUUUGUUAUGAUGAAUUAUUUCCAUUGUAAAAGAUUUUCCAUUAAGGAAAGUUCCAUACUAUACCAGGAUAUUUCUGGUGUGAUUUUGGUAUAGAUAAUAUAUAAAUCUCAGGUAAAUUUAUUAAUUCUACUGGUGUUGCUGGGUAGUGAUAGUGAAAGAAAUGUUUCUUAAAAAUAU